AUGUCUCUCUCCAAACUCCAAGAACCAGUGAUCCUCGCCCAACUCGCCGGCGUAGUCGGCAGUGCAGUCUUCGCAGUCGGAAACUUUGCAAACUCGUCCACGGGUGUCAUGGCCGUCCUUGCCGACUCAUCCACCACUGAACUCCCGCUCAAGUACCAACUCACCAUUUGGCGCCGCUUCUAUGAGCGUGGGAAGGCUUUCUUUGCGCCUACGGCCGUGGUUAGUGCUGCUUCGUAUGGGUUGGUUGCUUACUUGAGCCCUGCGCUUCGCAACUCCGCCUUGCUCAGUAUGGGAUUGUGUGUCACCGCGUUGCCGUUCACCCUCUUUGGUAUUGGUCCAACAAACAACAAGUUGUUUGCAUUGGAGGAGAGGGCAAAGGCAGGAGAGACGAGUGAGGCAUUUGACAAGAAUGCUUUGGGAUUGUUGAACACAUGGAGGGGAUUGAAUGCCAUCAGGUUCAGUUUGGUUGGUCUUGGGUUCUUGAAUGGGUUGAAGGAUUUGGCUUUGAUGUAA
This is a messenger RNA of Saitoella complicata NRRL Y-17804, 513 nucleotides long. RefSeq lists its product as uncharacterized. Lineage: Eukaryota; Fungi; Ascomycota; Saitoellomycetes; Saitoellales; Saitoellaceae. The record is from RefSeq and is a predicted model, not a curated record. The transcript has 2 exons. Bases 1 to 513 code for a protein of 170 amino acids.